Molecule: messenger RNA, 954 nt
Organism: Gracilinanus agilis (Agile Gracile Mouse Opossum)
Lineage: Eukaryota; Metazoa; Chordata; Mammalia; Didelphimorphia; Didelphidae
Gene: RLBP1
Product: retinaldehyde binding protein 1
Exons: 7
Coding region: 1-954 (317 amino acids)
Cellular component (GO): membrane
Molecular function (GO): phosphatidylinositol bisphosphate binding
Source: RefSeq, a predicted model, not a curated record
AUGUCAGAAGCAGAAGGAACAUUCCGAGCUGUCUCUGAGGAGGAGCAAGAAUUGCGUUCUAAACUGGAGCGACUCACAACCAAGGAUCAUGGGCCCGUCUUUGGAAGGUGUAGCCAAGUGCCCCUACAUACCCUGCAGAAGGCCAAGGAUGAGCUCAAUGAGACAGAGGAAUCCCGGGAAGCAGCCGUGAGGGAGUUGCGGGAACUUAUUCAAGAACGAGCAGACAGUGGAGAUGACAUGGGUCUGUUGGUGGCUGAGAAAGUACAAGAGAAGGAAAAUGACUUCUUCCUACGUUUUGUUCGGGCCCGCAAGUUUGAUGUCAGUCGUGCCUAUGACCUGCUUAAAGGUUAUGUGAAUUUUCGACAACAAUACCCCGAGCUCUUUGAAGAUCUGUCAAUAGAAGCAGUUCGUUGUACCAUUGAAGCUGGCUAUCCAGGCAUUCUCUCCAGCCGGGAUAAAUAUGGUCGUGUGGUCAUGCUCUUCAACAUUGAAAACUGGGACUAUGAGGAAAUCACUUUUGAUGAGAUCCUGCAGGCUUACUGUGUCAUCUUGGAAAAGCUGCUGGAGAAUGAAGAAACCCAAAUUAAUGGCUUCUGCAUUGUGGAGAACUUCAAGGGCUUCACCAUGAACCAAGCUGCAGGCCUCAGGCCCUCAGAGCUCAGGAAGAUGGUGGACAUGCUCCAGGAUUCUUUCCCGGCCAGAUUCAAAGCUAUCCACUUCAUCCACCAGCCAUGGUACUUCACCACCACCUACAAUGUGGUUAAGCCUUUCUUAAAGCAUAAACUUCUGGAGCGGGUCUUCAUUCACGGUGAUGACUUGGAGACCUUCUUCCAGGAAAUCGAUGAAGACAUACUGCCCGCUGACUUUGGUGGCACACUGCCCAAAUAUGAUGGCAAAGUCAUAGCUGAGCAGCUGUUUGGACCCCGGACUGUGGCUGAGGACACUGCCUUUUAA